AUGGAGAAAAAGCAAAAUUCACAUUUCCUCUAAAAGUAAAAACAAUAUUAGAAAAAUACGAUUUUCAAUAUUUAUAAUUUAAAUGAUUAGCAAAUACAAAUGAUUAACCAAAGGAAGAAUUAUAAUCUGGUAGAAUUCGUAUUAUACAAUGAAGACUUCCAUAAUCUAAUCUAAUAUGUGAAAAAUCUAAAGACGGUGGCAGCAUUUUAGGAUUACAAGUAUUUUUGUGACUGGUACGAAAUUGAAAAAGAAAAUACAGAAAUAGUUUGCAGUAGAAAUGAAUGUGAUUCCUCAAAUGUAAAUUUAGAUUUGCACACAAUUCAACAAAUAUAUACAUUAAUUAUAGUCUAAUAAAUUUUAUUGAUGAUCUAAAUGCAAGACAUACAGGAAUCAAUGAUUCUGAAUUACAUCUCAAGUGAUGAGGAGGAUGAGUCGGAGAGCCUUCUAAUGAAUCAGAGUCCGGUAGAAAUAAAAUAGAAACAACAAUUAUCCGAUAUAGACUAGUCAAUCUCUUAAAUACCGAGUGAGUUGUCAUUCAACCGCAAUAUGGACAGGAGAAUCAAUGAAACGAUAGUUCUUUAGAAUCAAGCGGAUGAAAUCACUUUGAAAUCAACUAAGAAUGCAAAAGAGGCUUAUCAAAGAGAGAUAAUAAAGGAAUUGGUUUCCAAACAGAAGAAGAGAUUCAAAGUGGACGGAUUCAAUUUAGACUUGACAUAUAUAACCGAUAAUGUGAUUGCAAUGGGAUUUCCAGCUGAAAGCUUCGAAGCAAUAUAUAGAAAUCCAAUGCCGGAGGUUUAAAAAUUUUUAAAUAGUCGUCAUCCGAACAAUUAUAUGGUUAUUAACUUAUGUUCAGAGCGUAAGUACAAGCACGAGUCUUUCUAUAAAGUGGCCGAGUUUCCUUUUGAUGAUCAUUAGGCCCCUCCAUUUAAUAUGAUGCUCGAAUUUUGUUAGAAGGUUCAUGAGUGGUUAAAAGCGAAUUCGAAUCACGUGGUGGCAAUACAUUGUAAGGCUGGCAAAGGAAGAACCGGCGUGAUGGUGUGUUGCUAUUUGUUGUUUAGUGGGAAAUACACUUCAAGUCAAGAUGCAUUGGCUUAUUAUGGUUUGGUGAGGACAUAGAAUAAAAAGGGUGUGACUAUUCCUAGUCAAAUUAGAUAUGUCCAUUAUUUCAGUUAUGCUUUGAAAAAUGACUUGGUGAAGAUGCCAUAUAGACAAAUCGAAUUGGUGUCUGUCAGAUUGGUUGGUGUGUCUCAUGGGACGUUGAUCAGAGUCUAAAAUAACCGAUAGGUAAUUGAUAGAGAAGGCUUAGAUCGUUUCAGAAAAGGAAAUACUAUUUGCUUUCAAUGA
Paramecium tetraurelia is the source of this 1344-nucleotide messenger RNA. RefSeq lists its product as uncharacterized. Gene Ontology annotation, molecular function: protein tyrosine/serine/threonine phosphatase activity; phosphatidylinositol-3,4,5-trisphosphate 3-phosphatase activity. The record is from RefSeq and is a predicted model, not a curated record. The transcript is spliced from 4 exons. NCBI's taxonomy places the organism in Eukaryota, Ciliophora, Oligohymenophorea, Peniculida, Parameciidae. Gene Ontology annotation, cellular component: cytosol. Gene Ontology annotation, biological process: dephosphorylation.